Messenger RNA from Owenia fusiformis, 3301 nucleotides. NCBI's taxonomy places the organism in Eukaryota, Metazoa, Annelida, Polychaeta, Sabellida, Oweniidae. The record is from the annotation of a GenBank genome assembly.
CUUGGACAGUACACAACAGCACUGGAAUACUGUAACAAGAGUCUUGCAAUGAUGACAUCACUAUUUGGAAGUAAUCCUCACUCUAGUGUUGCAGACACAUUGGGCAAUAUGGGCAUUGUGUAUCAGAGUCUUGGACAGUACACAACAGCACUGGAAUACCUCAACCAGAGUCUUACAAUGGAGACAUCACUAUUUGGAAGUAAUCGUCAUUCUAGUGUUGCAGACACAUUGGGCAAUAUAGGCAAUGUGUAUCAAAGUCUUGGACAGUAUACAGCAGCUCUGGAAUACUAUAACAAGAGUCUUACAAUGAUGACAUCUCUUUUUGGAAGUAAUCCUCACUCUAGUGUUGCAGACACAUUGGGCAAUAUAGGCAAUGUGUAUCAAAGUCUUGGACAGUAUACAACAGCACUGGAAUACUAUAACAAGAGUCUUACAAUGAAGACAUCACUAUUUGGAAGUAAUCCUCAUUCUAGUGUUGCAGCCACAUUGAACAAUAUAGGCAUUGUGUAUGAGCUUCUUGGACAGUACACAACAGCACUGGAAUACCUCAACCAGAGUCUUACAAUGAAGACAUCACUAUUUGGAAGUAAUCCUCACUCUAGUGUUGCAGACACAUUGAACAAUAUAGGCAAUGUGUAUCAGAGUCUUGGACAGUACACAACAGCACUGGAAUACCUCAACCAGAGUCUUACAAUGAAGACAUCACUAUUUGGGAGUAAUCCUCACUCUAGUGUUGCAGACACAUUGGGGAAUAUAGGCAUUGUGUAUAGAAGUCUUGGACAGUAUACAACAGCACUGGAAUACCAUAACAAGAGUCUUACAAUGAAGACAUCACUAUUUGGAAGUAAUCCUCAUUCUAGUGUUGCAGGCACAUUGAACAAUAUAGGCAUUGUGUAUCAAGGUCUUGGACAAUAUACAACAGCACUGGAAUACCAUAACAAGAGUCUUACAAUGGAGACAUCACUAUUUGGAAGUAAUCCUCAUUCUAGUGUUGCAGACACAUUGGGCAACAUAGGCAAUCUGUAUAGAAGUCUUGGACAAUACACAACAGCACUGGAAUACUAUAACAAGUGUGACAUGAUGUUCAGAAAGGUCUAUAAUGAUGAUUCUCAUCCUUAUAUUGUAAAGGCAGUAAGACUAAUCUCAGAAUGUCAGGAAAAACUUAGAAUAAAUACACAUUCAUAAAGAAUGUUACUAUGAGACAGAUACAAGCUCUUGCAAAGGGUAACAUAAUAGAACAACAUAAUCACACAUCAUCCAAAUGUCAGUAAAGUAGUUUGAUCAACAUAAACACAUGCUAGUGCCUCAACUCAAAAUAGAAGAUAUAGCAAGGCACAAUUGAGAAACUGAUAUUUCAACCACCUAUUCCCCUUUUAUAACAUGAGAAAAGAUCAAGGUAAUUGUCACACAUUAGGCAGAAAAAAGAUAUUCAAAAGUCCUCCCCUUCUUACACAAACAGCCUUAAUCACAACUAGCCUGAAAUCAUGAGAAUCUAGAUGUAACUAUACCUUCCUCUAAGAUGAUUUCCAACACCUAUGCUGAUACAAUCUUGAAAACGGAGUUUGAAAGUACAUGUAAUAACAACCUCACAGCAACCCUAAAUUCCACUAGCUAGAAGUAGCUAUAUUAACCUCUGUGAACAACAAAUGAUUCUCUAACAUGGAUGCUAAUAUGAUCUUCUAGACCAAGUUUAAUAGUAAAAACAACCCCUCUGAGAACAACGAAUGAUUCUCUUGUAUUGAUGCUGAUAUGAUCUUCUAGACCAAGUUUAAGAGUAAAAACAAUCUCACAAUGUGCUCUAUUUGAAUUUCUCAACAAAUCAAAAUGCAGCAUAGCCAAUGUAGAAUGUUCUCUUAAUCUCCAUAGAUGCAUGCACGACCUUUAGAUAGAGGCUGAUGACAAUGCCGGGAUCGAAAUCUUGAUGGAUAUUCAAUUUAUGACUUCAAAUUGAGAUUGGUUGAAGACAAGAUCAUAACAAUUAUUAUGUAUUUCCAUUGAUAAAAAACAAAAAUACAAAUACAUCCAUUAGGAAAGGAAACUACAUGCACUUAGUUUAUCCCUCAUUCUGAUUCUAAAAUGAUAAAGUCCUGUUCCAGUCUGAUUUUAUUUUUCCGAAUGACACCCCUACUAUCUAAACAGAAACCCCACUAUCUUAACAAGGACAUUAGUCAUCAUAACAUGGACCUAAUACCUAUUUUGACAUUGAGCUUAUAUAUAUUUCAACAUGGACCUUAUGACCUUAUACCUAUUUUGAUAUUGACCCUAUGCCUAACAUGAAUAUUGUUUACCAUAACACGACAUAACAUGAGGACCUAACUUAAAGUGGCAGGAGAGACUAGAGUGUAAAAUAUUAUGAGCAAUCUUUCUCUGCCCUUACAAAGCUUUUUUCUGAGAAAGAAAAUUGAAUUAUCUGGUCAAAUAUGUGAGUUAUUGAAGAUCUAUGUACAGGUUAUAUCUAAACUUUAUGAGCAUAUUCUUCCUUACAUUUAAAACUAAAAUAUUCAACCCGUCUAGUCUUUGUUGCACUUAUGACAUGCACCAUAUCUCCUAGCAAAAGGCUGAAACAGGUGCAAGUGUAAAAUACUCAUCCUCAUAUUUAAAACCAUUAAAAUUUGAGUAUAACUGUAUGUAAAUAUAGUUCACUAAGUGCCCAGUAAAGUAAACAAGUAUGUCACCUCUUUAGUGCAAAAUAAUAUUCCCCUCAAAUUUAACAAAACAGUUUUUUCUAAAUUUCUCUGAGAAUUCAGGUGUUCUCCACCAUCAUAAAAAUGUUUCUGUUUGCUUCAUAUUUCUUGUGCUAAACAUCCAAAGAAAUGGAUAUUGGGCCUUCUAAGAAAUCCAAGAUGAAUAUUUGUAUCCCUUUUCAUGCAAGCAGGAUGAAAAUUUUUCUCAAAUGUAUGUAGAUGUAUAAUGGAGUCGAUGCAAUUACCCCGAGUGCUAAAUGCCACUUCCUAGUACAUUAGGAGAAUGAUCGAAGCUCUCUUUUAGGAUGCAAAAUCAAACUUAUGGAGAGGGUACAAUGCAAUGAAACAACCCAGAAAUUAGAACAAAAAGGUGUUUACAUUUUGAGGUGUUCAUUUUGGAGAAUACCACACAAAUAUUUUAUUCUAAAGUAAUGAUUGCCAAUUCUAUUCUUACCAAGUGACAGGAAACUUGUCAGCUAUACCCUCCAAGCUCAACUCCUCUGCCUCAGUUUGGUCAAUGCAUCUCUUCAAAAACUCUUCACCAAGGAUCUAUAUUCAAUAAACAUUAUUAAAGUUUUACAAAGAUGAGACCCCUUCAUUUAUUUCUGCUUCUUGGC